Molecule: messenger RNA, 3097 nt
Organism: Puntigrus tetrazona (Sumatra barb)
Lineage: Eukaryota; Metazoa; Chordata; Actinopteri; Cypriniformes; Cyprinidae
Product: calcium-activated chloride channel regulator 3A-1-like
Source: RefSeq, a predicted model, not a curated record
AUGGACUCAAGAACGACGUAUGUCUUAUUAUGGAUGUUGCUGUCCUCCACCUCCACUGGAAUCAAACUAGAUGGAAAUGGUUAUGUUGAUAUUGUCAUUGCAAUCGGCUCAAAAGUACCACAGGAUGAGAGACUUAUUGAUAAAAUCAAGGAAAUGGUCACUGAGGGGUCAUUUUACCUUUAUGAUGCAUUGGAUGAAAAAGUCUAUUUCAGAGAAGCAACUAUACUAGUCCCACCUGAAUGGAAUGGUACAAACUAUGCCAAAGCAAGAACAGAGUCUUUUGGAAAGACAAAAAUAAGAAUUGAUAAUGCUAAUCCAGCAUUUGGUGAUGAACCCUACACUAAUCUGUAUGAAUGUGGAGAAGAGGGACAAUACAUUCACUUCACCCCAGAAUACCUUCUGGAUGACAAUCUAAUUGAGCUUUUUGGAUCAAGAGGAAGGGUCUUUGUGCAUGAAUGGGCUCAUGUGAGAUGGGGUGUGUAUGAUGAAUACAGGGCAGAAAAUCCAUUUUACCACUCUGAUGGCCAGAUUGAAGCUACAAGGUGUAGCAGAAAUAUUCAAGGUCAGUUUUACGAGGUUACCACAGGAGGAUCUCUUCAACAGUGCCGCAUUGAUCCCCAAACUUCAUUACCUACCGAGGAGUGCAUGUUUUUUCCAGAAAGAAAUCAAAUCACUAAUAACUCAAUUAUGUACUUCCCGGGUCUGGAUCCUGUGACUGCAUUUUGUCAAGAAAAUGAACACAAUUAUGAAGCUCCGAACAUACAGAAUAAAAAAUGUGGCAAAGCAACAAGGACAGUAAUAUUUGAGGAUUCUGUGGAUAAAGAGGCACUUCGUUCUCUGAAACCACUGCAGUCCCCUCCACCAGCACCAUCUUUUAAAGUUGUGCAGCGAAAGAAAAGAGUUGUUUGCCUCAUCCUUGAUGUCUCAGGAAGCAUGAGAGGUCUUAGAAUUCUUCUACAGGAGCAGGCUGCCACACAUUUCCUCCGGAACAAUAUUAAUGAUCAAACCAGUGUUGGGAUUGUAACCUUUAGUACUAAUGCUUUUACUUUGAGCCCCUUGACUACUGUUGAUAGUGAAACCACAAGAGAGAGUCUUAUCAAAUUGUUGCCAAAAGUUGCAAAUGGAUGGACAAACAUAUGCUUGGGCCUUAGUCAAGGCCUACAGGUACUUCGAGCAGAUGAUGGGGAUGCAAUAGGAGAUGAAAUAAUUUUUCUGACAGAUGGUCAGGCAACAGACGACGUUUCUCUUUGUGCUCCUUCUGCAAUACAAAGUGGUGCCAUUAUACACACACUAGCUUUAAGUCAGAGUGCAGAUAAGGAUCUGAUAGAAAUAACAAAAAACACUGGGGGAAUAUUUUUUUUCGCCAACGAUGAGAUCACAUCUAACCAGUUAAUGGACGCACUUGCUUCGUUCACAUUAUCAACUGGAGAUUACACUAAAGAGCCAGUUCAGCUAGAGAGUAUUGGAGCACGAACAUCUGAUUGGUUCAAUGGGACAGUAUCGGUGGAUCAGACUGUUGGGAACAAAACCAGCUUUGUGAUAAUCUAUGAAAGAAGUUUUCCCAGCAUUUACAUACAGUCUCCAAGUGGCUUAAUCUACACUCAGACAAAUAUGAAUCAUGAUGGAUCUCAGAAAACAGUCACUUUAAAUUUUCCGGGAACUGCAGAGCCUGGUGACUGGGAGUACAGUAUCCAAACAACAAUAAUUCAAGCUUUGACUAUAACAGUGACGAGUCAAGCAUCACGUGAUGAUGUUCCUCCUAUCACUGUCAAAACCCACAUGAACCAGCAGUUCAGUGACGGCUCUAAACCCAUGCUAGUGUUUGCUGAGGUUAGUCAGAAUUACAGGCCUGUAAUAAAUGCUGAUGUUUGGGCUACACUUGAGUCAGAAACUGGGUCCACGCAUACAUUACAACUCCUGGACAACGGAGCAGGAGCUGAUGGUAUUAAAGAUGAUGGAAUAUAUUCCAGAUUUUUCACAAAGAUGGUAAAUGGGAGAAGCAGUUUGAAAGUAAGAGUGAAGAAUCAAGAUGGACAAGCCAGAUAUGCUGUUAAGAAAAAUAGUGCUGCCCCAUAUGUACCUGGAUAUGUGUUAAAUGGUGUAGUGCAGCUGAACCCUCCAAAGCCUCCAGUUGCUGAAGAACCACUGGAAGUCGGAAGCUUCACCAGAACAGCCACUGGAGAGAGUUUCGUGGUGACUCUUUCAGGUACAACUCCACCAAAUUUCCCUCCGAACAGAAUCACAGAUCUGAGCGCUGAGAUCCAGGAGGACACUGUGCUUCUCAGCUGGACAGCUCCUGGUGAGGACCUCGACGAUGGCACAGCUAAAUCCUAUGAGAUCAGGUGGAGUUUUGACCUUGAUAUGCUCCGACACAACUUUAGCAAUAGUCAUGAAAUCAACACAACUGCUGUCUCACCUCAGGAGGCUGGAUCAGUUGAACAACAUUCAUUCAAUCUCAGUUUCCCAAUCCAAAAUGGCACCACGCUCUUCUUUGCAGUUCAGUCAGAUGAUGAACAAAAUGCAAAAUCUGAAAUCUCCAACAUUGCUCAAGUUUCAAAGAUCGUCCCUGGUACAAAAUACCCAGGAAUAUCAAAUCCAGGAAUGAAUUUGACAGUUCUUGUUAUUUCUGUGUGUGUGGUUACUAUGGUCAUAUGCGUUAUUGUUGCUGUAACCACAUGGGCAGUGAAACGCAGAAAAAUCUCUGCUGGAAGUAAAGUGGCAUUAACAAUCUGAUGCAAACGAAUGUCAAAUUAAUCAAAUAUGCCUAAUUUGAAUGUAACUAUGUACAUCCAAUAGCUACACCCAAGCAUUUCAAAACUUAUUUUAGCUUUUAAAGAUUUUAUAAUAUUUAUAAUUUUUUUAAAAUAUAUAUUUUUUUUGUGUGUGUGUAAGCUAGAAUGGGCAUCCAGAGUGCUUUUGUGGAUUUGCCUAGACUUUUAACAAACAAAAUGUUAUGUUUUGAGUUUUUGUACUUCUCAUUUUAUUAACAUUAUUAUUUAUUGGUGUGUUGUGAAAAAUGGCUUUCUAUAUGAUUAUUUUUCUUUUAUAUAGAUGUUGCAGCAUGACUAUUUAUUAAACAAACAAAAUAAAAUUCUCU